Myotis lucifugus (little brown bat) is the source of this 2728-nucleotide messenger RNA. It is a transcript of the gene ARMC2, whose product is annotated as armadillo repeat containing 2. Gene Ontology annotation, molecular function: protein binding. Gene Ontology annotation, biological process: sperm axoneme assembly; cilium organization. The record is from RefSeq and is a predicted model, not a curated record. NCBI's taxonomy places the organism in Eukaryota, Metazoa, Chordata, Mammalia, Chiroptera, Vespertilionidae.
AUGCUGUCUCCAAAUGAUCAAAAGUUAGAGAAGCGGGAUCCGUUUUAUCGAUCUUUAGUGGCCAAGCAGAAGACCAGCGCAGAAAUCAUAAGCGAAGCACGAAAUGCAUUAAGAACAGUUGGGACCCAAAGGCCAUUCACGCCACAGGAAGACCAAAGAAAACUAUUUGGACCUGCCUCUUCAAGGACACCAGAAAAUAGACCCCCUUCCUGCUUCAGCCUCCAUGCAUCCAAUUUUGAGUCAUCUGAUUCCAGGCCCAUUUCCAGUGCACGUCUCAGCCCGCUAGAGCUUAAACCGAAAGCCCCGGCAUCUCCCACCACAGAAGGGGACCCCGGCCUUUCCUUCCCGAAGCCCCCGGUGGACCCCGUGAAGAUGCGAAGGAUAAGCAGCGCCCGGGCGCGCUUGUUCCGGGCGGCCUCCCAGGGGGCCCUUCUGCCGGACCGGACGCUGCCUCCCGCCGAGCGAAAGAAGACAGUGGAAUCCAAAGACACAGUUAAGAUGGGGGACUCUCCGGUGAAAAUCAAUGGGAUUUAUUUAACAGAACCAAAGGCCGUUGGCCACUUAAAGAGUCACCCACUUCAGCUAACAUAUGAUGGAGGCUUCAGAGAAAUCAAGGAGCAAGAAAUGUUCGAAGGGGCAACAUCCUUGCCAUCUCAUCUGAGAAGCGGAGGGGACCAGGGGAAGAGGCGCCCGCGGGCCUCCUCAUGCCCCAACAGCUCGGACCUGAGCAGGCUGGGAGCCAGAGCAGGUUCAAAAGCUGACCUGCAAGAAAAGGAUACAGAAAUGGAAGUAGACGAUGUCUUUUGGAAUACCAGGAUAGUGCCAAUUUUGCACAAAUUAGAGAAAGCGGAAGACACUGAACUGCUUUGUGCGGCUUGCACACAACUCCAUCGCACUUUAGAGGAAGAAAACAUGCUCGGAAAGAAAUUCAGGAGGAGGAGUCAUCUCCUGAAGACCCUGUAUAAACUAGUUGAUGUUGGCUCAGACCCGCUCAGCCUUAAACUGGCAAAACUUAUUCUGGCACUUAAAGUGAGUAGAAAGAAUCUUCUCAAUGUCUGCAAACUUAUAUUUAAAAUUAGCAGGAGUGAGAAGAAUGAUUCUCUGAUUCAAAGUGACAGCAUUCUGGAAUCAUUAUUGGAGGUCCUGAGAAGUGAAGACCUGCAAACUAACACUGAAGCUCUUUUAUACUGUAUGGGGACUAUCAAAUUCAUUUCUGGAAAUCCAGGAUUUCGUAAUGAAAUGAUCAGCAAAGGUGCUGUGGAAAUACUGAUGAAUUUGAUAGAGCAAAUAAAUGAGAAUGCCAAUAAAUGUGGUACCUGUUUGCCCAAUUCAGGCCACUUGUUAGUCCAAAUGACUGCUACUUUGAGAAACUUGGUUGAUUCACCCCUAGCAAGAAGUAAGUUGCUGAGCAUCGGCGCCCUGGCCCAGCUCUGCAGGGUGAUGGGACAGUACAUGAGUGACAAGGAUGUCUGCACCAAUAUUGCCAGAAUAUUCAGCAAACUUACUCCUUACCGUGACUGCUGUAUUGCCUUGGCCAACUAUUCCAGAUGCUACGCCUUGUUUUUGAAUCUGAUAAACAAAUAUCAGAAGAAGCAGGACUUGGUCGUUCGUAUUGUUUUCAUUCUUGGCAACCUGACAGCGAAAAACAACCAGGCUCGUGAGCAGUUUUUCAAAGAGAAAGAGAGCAUCCCGACCCUGCUGUCACUGUUCCGCGCCUUCUACGAGCUGGACCUGCAUCCCGAGAGGCCAUCAGGGGAUGGAGAUGAGCAGCCCACGCCACAGACGCCGCAGGCCCAGGUGGAGGACGUGCUCAUCAAGCUGACCCGCGUGCUCGCCAACCUGGCCAUCCACCCGGGCAUCGGGCCGGCCCUGGCCACCGACCCGCAGGUGGUGGGCCUGCUCCUCGCCACUCUGGAAUACAAGUAUGAUGACUGUGAGGAGCUGGUGAUCAAUACUACAGCAACAAUCAACAACUUAUCUUACUACCAAGUGAAGAACUCUGUGAUUCAAGAGCAAAAGCUACAUGUUGCUGAAUUGCUUGUAAAGCUUCUCGUGAGUAAGAACAUGGAUGGAGUCCUGGAGGCUGUGCGUGUGUUUGGAAAUCUCUCCCAGGACCAUGACGUCUGCGAUUUCAUUGUGCGGAGGAACGUACACAAGUUCAUGAUCGCGCUGCUGGACGCCACGCAUCAGGACAUGUGCUUCUCUGCCUGCGGCGUUCUCCUGAACCUCACCGUGGAUAAAGACAAGCACGCCAUCCUAAAGGAAGGAGGCGGCGUUAAAAAGUUAGUGGAUUGUUUGAGAGACUUUGGUCCGACCGACUGGCAGCUGGCCUGCUUAGUUUGCAAAACGUUGUGGAACUUCAGUGAAAACACCACGAACGCCUCGUCGUGUUUUGGAGAUGAAGACACGAGCACGCUCCUAGUCCUGCUGUCGUCAUUCUUAGACGAAGAACUAGCACUGGAUGGCAGUUUUGACCAAGACCUAAAAAACUAUCACAAACUUCAUUGGGAAACAGAAUUCAAGCCUGUGGCACAGCAGCUUCUAAACCGAAUUCAGUCUCAUCACACCUUCCUGGAACCCCUGCCUAUUCCUUCUUUCUAACAUGAUGCAAAUUAACACCGGAAACAGGAAGUCAGGUCGCCUUCAUUCUUAAGAAGUGGUAACAAACAUGAACAUUUUUUUUUCAAUAUUAACAAAUAUUGAAAAAUUUUCAGGUACUGAUGUUAGU